Momordica charantia (bitter melon) is the source of this 2491-nucleotide messenger RNA. RefSeq names its product Tetratricopeptide repeat (TPR)-like superfamily protein. The record is from RefSeq and is a predicted model, not a curated record. NCBI's taxonomy places the organism in Eukaryota, Viridiplantae, Streptophyta, Magnoliopsida, Cucurbitales, Cucurbitaceae. Gene Ontology annotation, molecular function: protein binding; RNA binding. Gene Ontology annotation, biological process: RNA modification.
AGUUUCGAAACAGAGAAGAAGAGAAGAAGGAGAAGAAGAGCGGUUUCUGCAAAAUGACCCUUUACAUGCCUCUGUUUAAGAGCGCCACCACCUUCAGAACGCUCGCUCAGCUCCAUGCCCACCUCCUCGUCACUGCCCUUCACAAAGAUCCACUCGCUUCCACAAAGCUCAUCGAGUCAUAUUCCCAAAUGGGCGACCUCCAAGCUUCGCGAUCCGUCUUUCAGACCUUCCCCUCUCCCGAUUCCUUCAUGUGGGGUGUCCUAAUUAAGUCCCAUGUCUGGAGCGGCUUCUAUGCGGAAGCCAUUUCUCUGUAUCACCAAAUGCUGUGCCACCAAAUUCAGUUCAAUGGCUAUAUAUUUCCGUCUAUUUUGAGGGCUUCUUCUGGGUUUUCUGAUCUGGGUGUGGGCGAAAGGGUCCAUGGGAGGAUUAUUAAAUCUGGGUUUCACAUGGAUCCUGUUGUGGACACCUCUUUACUGAGUAUGUAUGGCGAGUUGGGCUACUUAGAGAGUGCUUGGAGGGUGUUUGAUGAAAUGCCGCUGAGAGAUUUGGUUUCUUGGAGCUCGAUCAUUUCGAGUAGUGUUGAAAAUGGAGAGAUAAAUGAAGGUCUGGAGACUUUUCGUACUAUGAUUUCUGAAGGUGUGGAGCCGGAUUCGGUUAUAAUACUCACUGUGGCCGAGGCUUGUGGUGAAUUGGGGAUUCUGAGGCUGGCAAAGUCUUCUCAUGGCUAUAUCUUGAGAAGGGGGAUCGAAAAUGAUAGAUCUUUGGCCAGUUCGUUGAUUUUUAUGUAUUCUAAAUGUGGCAGCUUACGCAGUGCGGAGAUUAUCUUUAAGAAUGUUACUCACCAUAGUACUUCUUCUUGGACUGCAAUGAUCUCCAGCUACAACCAAUGUGAUUGUUUCCGGGAAGCUUUAGCUGUGUUUGUUUCAAUGCAAAAGACUGAAGUUGAACCAAACUCUGUAACUAUGAUGGUUAUUCUACGCUCUUGUGCUAAUUUGGGUUUUCUGAGAGAAGGGAAAUCCGUUCAUUGCGUUGUCAUAAAGAACAAUUUAGACGCUAAUCUUGAUUGCCUAGGACCAACUUUACUCGAACUAUAUGCCAGCAUUGAAAAAUAUGAUCUCUGUGAGAAGAUUCUUCAUGAAAUUGGAGGAAGAGGGAUUGUAGCAUGGAAUAUGCUCAUUUCAGUUUAUGCUCAGAGGGGAUUGUUGAAGGAAGCACUUGUUCUCUUUGUGAGGAUGCAGAACCAAGGGCUUAUGCCUGACUCAUUCAGCCUGGCUAGUUCUCUUUCUGCGUCUGGAAAUGAGGGUAUGUUCCAGCUUGGACUGCAAAUACAUGGCCAUGUUAUCAAGAGACCUUUCAUGGAUGAGUACGUUCUAAACUCGCUAAUCGACAUGUACUCGAAAUGUGGCUUUGUGGAUUUGGCAUACAUGAUAUUUGAUAAUAUGGAACCAAAAGGGGUAGUGACUUGGAAUUCUAUGAUUUGUGGGCUUUCCCAAAAUGGUAACUCUGCUGAAGCAAUCAUUUUAUUCGAUCAGAUGUAUUUGACAUGUCAAGAGAUUGGGGAAGUUGCCUUCUUAAGCGUGAUUCAAGCCUGCUCCCAUUUGGGUUAUCUAGAGAAAGGGAAAUGGAUCCACCACAAGCUUGUUAUCUGUGGUCUCAGAAAAGACCUUUAUAUCGAAACAGCUUUAGUUGACAUGUAUGCAAAGUGCGGAGACCUCCAAACGGCACAGCAAGUUUUCGAUAGUAUGUCAGAGAGGAGUCUAGUGUCGUGGAGUACUCUUCUUUCCAGUUAUGGGGUGCAUGGUCAGAUUAGUGAGGUUAUCUUGCUCUUUUCAAAAAUGCUUGAAUCAGGAAUAAAACCAAAUGAUGUUACUGUCAUGAAUGUUCUUUCAGCAUUUAGCCAUGCUGGUUGUGUAAAAGAAGGGAUGCUUUUCUUCAGCUCAAUGAGGGAUUUCUGCAUUGAGCCUAAAAUAGAACACUUUGCUUGCAUAAUCGAUCUUCUAAGUCGUGCAGGCGACCUUAAUGGAGCAUACGAAAUAAUCAAAUCGAUGCCAUUUCCAGCAGAUGCUGGCAUCUGGGGUGCUCUGUUAAAUGGCUGCCGAAUCCACCAGAGACUGGACAUAGUGAAGAACAUCCAAAGAAAACUGUGCAAUAUUCAGACAGAUGAUACUGGAUAUUAUACAUUAUUAUCGAAUAUAUAUGCUGAAGGAGGAGAAUGGUAUGAAUUCGGGAAAGUUAGGUCGAUGAUGAAGGGUACAGGGCUAAGAAAGGUUCCUGGAUACAGUUUAAUUGAGAUUGGUAAGAAAGCCUACAGAUUUGGAGCAGGAGAUUCUUGGCACUCACAAAUGAAGGAAAUAUAUAGAUUUUUAGAUAAUUUUCAGAGAUCUUCUCAGGAAGAAGCUAAUAAUGUACAAGUACAUUGUUCAUUGUAUGAUAUGAGUUUUUAUUCGGAAUACAAGGAUUUGGCAUCUUAUCUUAUAAUUUAGUAUCUUCU